This is a messenger RNA of Branchiostoma floridae (Florida lancelet), 3357 nucleotides long. RefSeq names its product F-box/LRR-repeat protein 2-like. The coding region runs from base 2 to 1999 and encodes 665 amino acids. Gene Ontology annotation, molecular function: protein binding. The transcript has 5 exons. The record is from RefSeq and is a predicted model, not a curated record. Gene Ontology annotation, biological process: SCF-dependent proteasomal ubiquitin-dependent protein catabolic process. Gene Ontology annotation, cellular component: SCF ubiquitin ligase complex. NCBI's taxonomy places the organism in Eukaryota, Metazoa, Chordata, Leptocardii, Amphioxiformes, Branchiostomatidae.
CAUGCGUACCGAUAACGACAACAGCGCCCCCUACCGGCCAUCAUCGGGACUGUAUAAUGACGUCACCAGAGCACCUUGUUACAAAACAAAGAUGGCAGCCACCUUGCCGGUUGAGGUGAUCGCCCACGUGAUGCGGUUCCUUAGUGUUGGGGACAGGAAGGCGUCGGCUCUCGUCAACAGACAGUGGUACGAAGCCUCGCUCGACCCCGCCCUCCAAACCAACACCGUGUUCCACCUCCUCACGCCCUUCACCUCUGGCUCAACUGUUCAAAAGUUUGGGCUCAGAAAGAGUCCAAAUCUCAUCUUAAACGACAUGGACGGAUCUUCUAGGUCUAAGGAGGUGGUCAAGAAAGCCUGUCAGCACCUUGGGCAGCACCUUCAGAGUCUUUCCCUCAAGGGUUCAGAUAUAACAGAAGGAACGUUCAUGGUGAUCAUUCCUCAUUGUUGUAAUCUCAGAAAACUGGACCUGAGUCUGUGUAACAGCCUAUUCCUGUCAGGAAACUUGCUCCGGAAACCAAACGAUUUCCAGGCGGCUGAAAAGUCAUUGGUAAAUGUGCGGGAACUGAACUUGGGUUCGCUACGACACCUAUCAGACUGCGUGUUUAACAGGCUUGUUACGGUAAUGCCAAACGUUGAGAAGUUGUCACUGUCCGGAUGCACCAUCUCGUACGAGUUUAGCCCAUACGAUAAAGAAUCCAAAACGCGUGCGUCAACUUCUGUGCUCACUUUUGUGAAUAUCAAAGCAUUUCUGGAAAGGCAGGGAAAGAAGUUGACGAGCUUGAACUUGAGCAAAACAGGGCUGCCAGGCAGCUCGCUCCGAGAGCUGGCUAUGGUAUCAGGGCUCGCGAUACGAGAACUGAACAUUGCAGGAAACAGAGACUUAAACGACGAUGACAUCUUGGCCUUAGUGAAGCAGCAAAAUGGUUUGACUUCUCUGGAUGUUGCAAUGUGUGGAGAACUUACCUCACAGACUGUACUACACAUUCAGACAUACGUUCCACAGAUACAGUAUCUGAACUUUUCCAAGUGCAGGCGUAUGCGAGACAGUGCCGCUUCCAAGCUAUACACCCUUCCAGAUCUACAGUACAUCAAUUUCGCGGAAUGUCCGCAGAUCUCCUCCAAAGCGCUCGUUUCGGGCCUCUCUUCGAAACCCAUGCUGCAUCUCGCAUCCGUCUGUCUCGCCCACUGCACGCUUGUACGCGACGAGUUUGUUGAAACGCUCGGUAAGGCCGUUCCACACUUGAAAGAGCUAGACUUGACGUCUUGCCUCGCAAUCACAGACCGUAGCAUGCACGCAAUUGCGGCGUUCCUUCCAGAGUUGAAACGUCUAAGUGUGGCUUGGUGCAAGAACGUCACGGACUACGGAAUUCUGGGACUGGAGAAGCCUAGCGAGGAGGUAGGUUCGAGCCGUCUGUGUGAACUGAAUGGCGGGAGGUUUUCCCGCAACUUUGGCACCAUUGGUUUCUUCAGUCCUCCCUCUGCUGCUGACAUGACUGUGUGUAAGAUAACGCAGGAAGAAGCUCUCGUAGUGUUAGCACAACAUGAUGCUGGGAAGCCGACUGGGUUACAGCACCUGGCACGACUGCGUGUGCUGGACCUGAGCACCUGCCAGCAGCUGAGUGAUCUGGGAAUCACAUGCGCAAUCAGGUUCAGAGAGUUGGUGUGUCUCAGACUGAACAUGUGUACAGGGGUGACUGACCAGAGCCUGGUUGCCAUAGCAACAAAUGUGCCCAGCCUGGAAGAGCUGUCAAUCAGCCAAUGCCACCAGGUGACAGAUGAUGGGGUGACGAAAGUCGUGAAACGUCUGCAGCGACUGACGUUCCUUGACAUCUCCUGUAACGACAAGCUGACCAAUUGCACGCUGGCGUCCAUCAGCCAAUACUGCCACUGUCUGCAGAAACUGGACGUUUCUCUGUGUAGCCAGAUGUCCCAUGAUGCACUGGACAAGCUGCAGUGCCACCUCCCCCACCUGGUGUCUCUUCAGUCCAGACUGGUGUGAGACCAGCUAUUAAUCUAGAACUAGGGGUGGGUACCAGUACACUGCCGUUACAAAACCUUUUUUCUUAGAGAAAAAACGGACCUGAAAAAAAUCAUUUGACCGAUUCAAAAACCAACAGAUUUUAACGGCAGGCUCUCACUUUUUUAAGACAUACCGAUCCAAGAAAAGAAUAAGAGCACAGGAGAGGAGAGUUGAUAGUCAAUUUUUACAAAGCUUCUAAAGUCAAAUAUGCUUUGAAAUAUCAAUGAACGUCGGAUACUCCACCAAACAUAGUCCUUUGUAGAGAAGGGACCAUUGUUUUGAGUAUCGCCCAUUUACGUUUUUACAUAUGAUUAGGUUCAGGUCCGGUACUGGACCGGGUUAUUACAUACCCACCCCUAUCUAGAACAAAUUGUGUUUGGAUCUUACAGAGUCAGGAUAGUCAGAAUCUGGAAAUGCUCAUGGUUAUAUUUUCACAGUUAUGAUGGUGACAUCAUCAUAAUAAUAAUAGCCUUUAUUGCACAUUCAUGCCCUAUCAAUAUAAACUCAACUGUGUUGGUAGUAAUUAUAGUAUUUAACUUUCUUCCAACAUAAAUGUGUACAUGGAUCAAAUUUUCAACAAUAUACUGUCACCGUCUUCAGGAUCAGUAUUGACAGGUCACUUCUGAAUGUAAACUCGCAAGAAUUUCAAACACAUGACCUUAUUGUCAUCUUUUAAUCUUGCACAUAUGUGACAUCAGCGGUUGGUCAAAUUGGUAAACCUAUAAUAAAUCACUGUACAUGCAGGUUUACAAUCAUUCUUCUAACCUUAAACUUGGAAACUGUAAAAAGAAAUUAAUUUGUAGUAUUAUAGUUUCUGCUUUUGAAUAGGAAACUUGUUGAGAAAAUGUUGUAUCUCACUGUCAUUUUCUGUCUACUUACUGUCUAAAGAAGUAUUGAAGUAUGACAAGUGAAUCAAAAUAUAUAAAGAGAGAUUUUAACUCAAUUUCAAAUGGUUGAAUUUUAAAAAAUGUAAGAUAUAUAGAUAAACUUUAUGACUUGUGCAAUAUAUGACAACCCGUUGCUUGUAAAUAAUGUAUCUUGCCCCUCUGUACACUUGAAUAUUUGUAAGAUAAAAGUAAAUAUACCAGUCAGAAUCUGUUUACUUAUCAACAAGGCCAUGUUUAUUUAGUCUUUAUGACAUUCAUGCACAUCAAUUUAUGGCCAUUUUCAAAUAAUAAAAGUUUUGCACCAUACUGGGAAUCAUACAAAGUAAAUGCAAAAUGGGCAAAUAUGUGCUGUAAAUUGAGAAAAAAAUCAUAAAAUGUAAUAAAAUGCCAACAAUCAUUCCAAUGUCAAUGAAGAUGUGAAAAAAAAUAAAACUGAAGAAUGUAUCGUAA